UUCAAUACUUCUAUUCAAUUACUUAACGUACCAUGUGUUAUGAAUCUGUUUAUAUCUAUAAACGGAAUAUAAAUGUUCAAGAAAGAGACUCAACUUUACAGUUAGCAAAAGUGAUAUAUUUGCAACAAUGAUUGAGCUAUUUGGACUUACAGUUCUUCUUUUAGGAAGUGUAUGUGCAGAGGACAUUAUUUGCAGCAGUUCCUGUACACCAGAUCCGGAUAAUAUAACGGACACAUGUAACCUCACUACUGGACAGUGUUUAUAUGGAUGUCAGAACGGAUUUGCAGGACCAAAUUGCUCAUAUAACUGCUUUGUAAACUGUGCACAUCCAAGAGUUGAUGCAAAAGAAACCUGCAGUUAUACCGAUGGAAAAUGUCUUCAUGGCUGUCAAAACGGAUAUGCAGGGCAAUACUGCUCAUAUGAAUGUCCUGUAAACUGUACAUAUCCUGCAAUGAGUGGAACGGAAACUUGCAAUUUUACUAAUGGAGAAUGUCUGAAUGGCUGUAACAAAGGUUGGACGGGAAUACACUGUUCUUAUAAAUGUCCAGAAAAUUGCAAGCUUCCUGUAGGAGAUGGAAAAGGCACUUGCAAUUUCACGACAGGAAAUUGUAUUCUUGGCUGUAAUAAUGGUUACGCUGGACCUGACUGCUCAUAUGAAUGUCCAGAUACGUGUAUGUAUCCAAAAGAAAACACAUCAGGAACUUGCAAUGUUAUAUCAGGGGAAUGUUUACAUGGCUGCAUAUAUGGUUUUGCUGGACCGAAGUGCUCAAUUCAAUGCCCAGAGAAUUGUAUACAAGAUUAUAGAGGUUUCGACACAUGUAAUGUAAAAACUAACGAAUGUUUACUCGGAUGUAAAGAUGGAUUUUAUGGUUCUAACUGCACAGAAAGAUGCUCUGAUAUAGAUGGUAACUGUGAACAAUGUAGUGCAAAUAUGGAGAACACCAAAUUUGAAUGCAAGAGCUGUACGAUAAACUUCUAUUUGUCAGCUGGUAAAUGUUUAUCAUGUAACUUCUGGUGUUUAGUUGUACCUCGUAGUGCUGAGCCGUCAUGUAGGCAAGAGGAUGGAUAUUGCAAUCACGGUUGUAAAACAGGCCGUUAUGGUUUCAUGUGUAAUAGUCGCUGCAGUGACACGUGCAAAGAUGUAUGUCACAGGGACACUGGGAGAUGUUAUGAAUGUACCAGCUUCGACUAUUGUGGACCAUUUUGUCAAAUACCAUGCCAUGAUAAUUGUUUUCAACAGCAGUGUGAGCAAUCUUGUACUUGUAUGAAAGGAUGUGUGUCUACACAUUGGGGUAUAAAGUGUCAAAACCUAUGCAACAUAAACUGUAUCAAACCAUUUGGUAAUAUUACCCGUGUUUGCAAUGAAACUGAUGGGACAUGCUUGUAUGGAUGUAAGACUAAUAAUUAUUUUGGAAGUCGUUGUGAUGAACAUUGUCCAAAUGGAUGUCAUAAUGGCUUAUGUGAUCAUGAAUCUGGAAAUUGCACCGAGGGAUGCACAACUACAGAGGUAUAUGGUUCUCAUUGUAAUAUUUCAUGUAAUGAAGGUUGUGAGGGAGGGACGUGCAACAGAGAUACUGGAUAUUGUGAUAAAGGAUGUAAAACAGGAACAUACGGAAAUAAAUGUGACAUACUGUGUAGCAAAAGUUGUAUAGGUGGCGCUUGUGGAAGAGAAAAUGGGUUUUGCGCUUUUGGUUGUGUAACUGGUAGCUACGGAGAUAAAUGUGGAUUACUGUGUAAUGACAAAUGCUUGAACUUAAAAUGCGAAAGAAUCGGCGGAAAUUGCACCUACGGGUGUAUUUCAGACUUUCUAGGAUCUGAUUGUAGCAUAACUGCAUUACAAACGAAAAACAAAGAAUCGGUAGUCAAAGACAGCACUAUGCUUUGGGUUGCUAUAUGCGGAUGGUCUUUAUUUUUCAUGCUUGUGGUUUCUGUAGCUGCCGUUAUUGUUAGAAGAAUUGUGAAACGUAAAAGUCACGAAAGACAAACACAUACAACAAUUGAAGAUCAGUCACCAAUAAGUUUUCAGGAAGACUAUACAAAUUUACAACAUGAACAAGGUGAAGUGAAAAACUAUGAGGAGUUACAACUUUGAUAAUUUAAAGCUAAAUGACAUGAUCUUACUUUGCACUCAUUACACUUUGAAUUAUAUUGUUUGUUUUGUUAAUCAUAAUUAACUGCUUUAUAAUCACAUAGACUUUUUUAAUGUAAUACUGUUGUGCAUCCAUAAAACAUUUCAUAAUCAGACUUUUGUUUAAGUCACCACAAAAUAUGUUUAUCCUAUACAAGAUGCGACUUUGAAUCUGUCGUGCAAAACAAAAAAACAACAAAAAGUUUCAACAAGAAUACAUAUAUGAUUACUUGCAAUCUGAAUCCAUCAUGAACAAUUCAGACAUUCAGAAAUGGCAAAUAUUCUUUUGAUAUUGUGUUGAACAUCGAUAAAAACAAAAAGAAAUAAAAAACAAUAUUUGUCGAAAAACAUCAAUUUAAAAAUAUGGACGUAUAAUUAUUCCAUAAAUUUCUAAGACCUAUGGAAUGUUUCUGCACACAUUGUCCAAUCAUCUGUGACAAAGUAACAAAGACCUAAAAAGCAUAUCACAAGAUAUAUUUCACAACAUUAAAGUUCGAAGAAAAAGUUAAACAAUCUGAAGAAAAUUUAUUCAGAAAUAUUUAAUAACAGAAUCACUGUUCAUAAAGUUGCAUUUAAAAGGGGUAGGUAGUGAUUUGUCUCUUAUGCCAGAAACACUAACUCUUCAAUAAUGUACAUCAUUUGAAAGCAACUAACAAAUCAAAUUAAUUUAAUGCAUUUUAAAAUGGCAGGAUGUCCAUGCAUGUCACGUCAUCAAAUUAUUAAAUAAUCUGAACAAUAAAUCCUUUUUCAUGCCGAAUAGGCAGCUUUGUGUUACAUCGUAAAUAUAUGAUCCAUAUGUACAAACUUGCCAUUUAGUCAAAUUACAUAGCAUUUUACAGCGAGUAAUUCCUUAUA
This is a messenger RNA of Ruditapes philippinarum (Manila clam), 2983 nucleotides long. Its product is annotated as multiple epidermal growth factor-like domains protein 11. The record is from RefSeq and is a predicted model, not a curated record. Lineage: Eukaryota; Metazoa; Mollusca; Bivalvia; Venerida; Veneridae. The coding region runs from base 128 to 2092 and encodes 654 amino acids. Gene Ontology annotation, molecular function: scavenger receptor activity. The transcript has 7 exons.